AUGAUCCCUACUACUGCCACCCUCAGGACAACUUGGCCAACUACUGUCUCCGCUCUCAGGGACCUGCUUGAGAUUGAUGGCGGAGGUCAGAUCGUCUGCCAUGGUCAAUCUCUAAGUAAGAAGAGACGCUGCGGACAAAUCAUCAGCAAAAGAAAUAUCCAGCUUAUCAGUUCUCUGUUAAAUGAUGUCCUUGAACAUGAGAGCUUCUCUGUUUCUGAGUCUAUACUUGACCGAUUGGCUCAUUUGAUCAUGUGUCAAAGAAAUCACCAAGGCCAAGCACCUCGACGACUAUCAUCUUGGGAGAAAAUCCUUAAGCCUCUUGAAACAGUGGUUGUCAAGAAGGAAGAAGAUGACAUACACACCAUUGACGAAGCGGACAUCAAAGAGCCCCCCAAAACCGAGACUGUGGCAGUCAAGCAUGAAGUUAACCCCAAGAAUGAUGAAUCUGCCACGAAAACGGCACAUCGACGUAUAUCUCAAUCGAUACCAUCCACUCCAGCCAAGACUUCCAUCCUUUCUACUCCUCCCACUCCACACAAGAACUCAGCAGCCAAAGCGUCCUAUUUCAAACAUGAAUUCGAAGACUUUGGAGAUCCUUGGACCAUCACCGAGAUAAAUAAGCACAUGAAAAACGCCAUCCUUCGUCCCCUCCUAGACAGUGAAAAGCCGUCCGAUGGCUACAUCUACGCUUACACGUUCCCCGAGACAUACCGCGAUCCUGACCCUUAUAUCAAGAUUGGAUACGCCCAGAAUGUUGACCAACGCAUGAAGAAGUGGAAAGCAAAGUGUGGAUAUGAACCCAAAAUCAUUGUCCAGUUCACAGCUGAGCACUACGUCAAGGUUGAGAAGCUUGUACACUGUCAACUACGGAACCAGAGGAAGCGAGAGAAAGGCUGUCCGACUUGCCGUGUUUCGCACCACGAGUGGUUCAAGGUCCAUUCUAUGACAGCGUCUAGUAACAUCAUGAUGUGGACAAGCUGGAUGAGACAGAUGCCAUACGAUGAUGAAGGACAGCUUCAAUUGAAAUGGCGCAAAAGGCUCGAGAGUCUCGAUAUGACUGACCCGAAUUGCUGGAAGUUGUUCGCUACAGGGGUCUUCGAUGAAGAUACAGACGACUCGGAGCUCUUUGAAGAAGGAGACAGUUUCUCUUGGUCGAGUGAUGAUCAGUCCGAGUUUUCAGGAGAUGACAGUUUGGAAGAUCCAGACGUUUACGAGUCUGAACCUUGCCUCAUUAAGGAUAAGAAGUCUUUGGGCGGGAAUGGGGAAUCGUGA
Molecule: messenger RNA, 1272 nt
Organism: Fusarium coffeatum
Lineage: Eukaryota; Fungi; Ascomycota; Sordariomycetes; Hypocreales; Nectriaceae
Exons: 1
Coding region: 1-1272 (423 amino acids)
Source: RefSeq, a predicted model, not a curated record